This is a messenger RNA of Schistocerca gregaria, 6568 nucleotides long. RefSeq names its product homeobox protein unc-4 homolog. The record is from RefSeq and is a predicted model, not a curated record. Lineage: Eukaryota; Metazoa; Arthropoda; Insecta; Orthoptera; Acrididae. The coding region runs from base 76 to 1509 and encodes 477 amino acids. Gene Ontology annotation, biological process: regulation of DNA-templated transcription. Gene Ontology annotation, molecular function: DNA-binding transcription factor activity, RNA polymerase II-specific; sequence-specific double-stranded DNA binding. The transcript is spliced from 3 exons.
UGAGCGCUGCUGCCGAGCCGAUAUGCGCUGCGGCAGACGGCCGUAGGCACCGCGGGCGGCGGCGCCGGCGGCGGCAUGGUGCUCGAGUCGGCGGCGGGCGCGCUGCCGCCCCCGCUGCAACUGUACGCGGCCGCGGCGGCCGCCGCAGCGUCCGCCUCGUCGUCGGGGGCGACGGGCGCUGGGGGCGGAGGCGGCGGCGGCUGGGCGGCGGGCCCGGGGGCGGCGUUCCACGCGCCUCUCGGACACCCGGCGGCUCACCUGGCGCUGCCCGUUCCCGUCCCAGGGCUCGGCUUCGGCUUCCUGCCCCCAGGGCCGGCGCACCGCUUCGCCGCCUCCCUGGUGGUGUCGCCGCCGGGAGCGCGCGAUCCCGUGGACCCCCGGGGUCUGCGUCACCACCAUCCGCACCACCACCAUCACCACCACCACCAUCACCAACGGCACAGCGAGGACAGCGGCUCGGACGGUGGCUCGCCCAAGAAAGACGUGGACAGCGACGACGUGUGCGGCGGCGGCGGCAGCAAGCGGCGGCGGUCGCGCACCAACUUCAACAGCUGGCAGCUGGAGGAGCUGGAGAGGGCCUUCCUCGCCUCCCACUACCCGGACGUCUUCAUGCGCGAGGCGCUCGCCAUGCGCCUCGAUCUCAAGGAGUCGCGCGUCGCCGUGUGGUUCCAGAACCGGCGCGCCAAGUGGCGCAAGAAGGAGCACACGAAGAAGGGCCCGGGCCGGCCGGCGCACAACGCGCACCCGCAGACGUGCAGCGGGGAGCCCAUCCCGGAGGAGGAGCUGCGGCGCAAGGAGCGCGAGCGGCGCGAGAAGAAGCUGCUCAAGUCGCUGGAGCGCCAGCAGCGCAAGCUGGCCGCCAAGGGCGUCGCCGUCGACCUGGACACGCUGCGCCGCGAGUGGGAGGCCCAGCAGCACCAGCAGCAGCAGGCGGGGGGCGGAGGCUGCCGCAAGGUGGCGGGGGCGGCGGCGGCCGCGGCGGCGGCGGCCGCUGCGGCGGUGUCGCGCCACCAGCUGCUGUCGGCGCACGACUCGUCCAGCUGCUGCAGCAGCACCAACGCCUCCACGGCGACGGCCCGCGACGUCGAGAUCGACGUGGUGGGCGACCCCUCCGAGGACGAGGCCGCCGCCCACGCGGACCAGCCGCAGUUCGACUCCCCUAACUCCCACGCCACCCGGCCGGAAGACUACGGCUCCUUCCAGCCGUUCCAGCAACAGCAGUUCCACCACCACCACCAGCAGCAGCAGCCGCUGGACGUCCCCAAGUCGCCGUCACCGCCCGCGUCAAGUGACGCGGCCAAACAGCGCAGGCCCAACCCGUUCAGCAUCGAGUCGCUGCUGUCGCGACCCGACGACCGACACCAGCGGCACACACCGCCGGCGCCGACGCCGCCCCCUCGCGACGCCGGGACGCUGUGCAGGCCGGCGCCCGUCUCGCUGAGCGGCGGCGUCCUCAUCGGCAGCAGGACGCCGCCCACCGGCUGCUUCAGCCACCUCAUCACUGGCUAGCGACGCACAGGCCUCUCCACCAGCGCACAUCGACACCUUUUCUGUCUGACGGACAUCAGCUAUCACUGUAGCUUCCAGACUAACAUCUAAUCGAACCUUUAACAUCGUACGCGUCUUUCGAAAACGAAAAAUCUGAACUAUGCUUUUCCUGAAAAAUGGAGUUAAGUCAUGAAACGAUGGUCUGCUUUUAGCUUACGAGGCGGUGCUGAUAAAUCUUUAGCUGCAGACAUAGCUUAGUGAUCACUGAAGUUAAGCAUUAUUGGGCAUGGCUAGCACUGCACGGGUCUUCCGAGCACUGUUGACAAACAGGAUGCACUCAAACCUUAUGAGGCCAAAUGAGGAGAUAUUGACUUACAAGUCGCAGAUCCGGUCACGAAAGCUGAUAAAAAAUGGAAUAGUGGUGUGCUGACCACAUGCCCCCCAUAUUAGCAUCCAGCGGCGCCUGUGAGCUAGGGAUGACACGGCUGUCGGUCGGUACUGUUGGGCUGUCUGAGUCCUCUUCCGAUGGAGGCAUAGAUUACAGUUUCAAAGUCUUAGAUUAUUGGACGUUGCGAACCCUCUGCUUGGACCAUCUUCAGCAUCCACUCUGCCACCGGCGAAAUCGGAAUAAUCCUAAGGGGGUAACACUUCGUUAAUACGAGAUGUAUUAGAAAAGUAAUGAGCCAGAUUCUUUAUCUACCAAAGCUUUUAUUUAUUUUUCUGAAACAAGAGAAUUGUCCCCUUCAAGGAAGCUCUCUUCGGCAGCUACACACCAGCAGAAUCGUUGUUUCCAAUCCUGGUAGCAGCGGUGAAAGACUUCAACUGUAAGGCCUUUACCAUGUCGGUCACAUUCUUUCGAACGUUCUGCAGAGUCACAAAAUUAUGUCCUUUUAAGACAUUUUUCAGUUUAGGGAAUAGAAAAAAGUCACAGGGACUGAGAUCAGCUGAAUAGGGGGACAGUGGAACAACAGGAAUGCUUUUUGAGGUAAUAAAUUCCGUGUUGAAAGUGACCAUGCGUCAUGAGGGGUUGUCGUGAUGGAGUAUCUACAUUUCUGCAAUGUCCCACCUCACUCGAUUCACUAUUUUCAUGAGCGUUUCAGGGGUAUAUUUAUGAAACAUUUGGUUGACAGUUUAUCCUGGAGGAACAUAUUCUUUAUGCUAAUUGGUCAAGAAAGGUAACUGGCAUUGUUUUGAUGUUUGAUUUGCUCAUUUGAACUUUUUAUGUCGAGGAGUUAUCUCAGUGUGCCACUCCUCACUUUGCCCCUUUGUCUCUGGAUCGUACUCAAAAAUCCACAAUUCAGCACCUGUGAUCACACGGUUGAUCCAUUCGUGGUCAUUGGCAAUGCUCUCAAGAAGAUCAGCGCAUUCGUUUCUUUCAUUAUCUUUCUGCCAUUUUGGCACAAAUCUUACACAUGUGAAAAAUUUUGGUGAAAAUUUGUCGUACGAUCAAAGGUUUCUUCAAAUUUAUUUGUUUUACGUACAGUAGUCAAGCCAGUGACCUAGAAACGACAUAGACGCUUCGCCCCACUGUAGCCCUCAGCGGUUCACAUCCUCACAACAGGCCACAGGAGUCCACCGACCCCACCGCUAUGACACACCGAACCCAGGGUUAUUGUGCGGUUCGGCCCCGAGUGGAUUCCACCCCCCUCCCCCCCCCCCCCCGCCCCCCCCCCCCAUGGGAACGUCUCAUACCACACAAGUGUAACCGCAAAUGUUUGCUUGGUAGAAUAAGUGUGGUGCAUGCAUAUGUGGAAAUGGUGUUUGCGCAGCAAUCGCCGACACAGUAUGAGGUGGAGUAAGGGGAACCAGCCCGCAUUCGUAGCCGAGGUAGAAGUAAAACCUUCUGAAAAACCAUCCACAGGCUGGCCAGCACACCGGACCUCGACACUGAUCCGCUGAGCGGAUUGGUGCCGGGGACCGGCAAGCCUUCCCGCUCGGGAACCAGCGCGUUAGACCGAGCGGCUAGGCAGGCGGGUUCCACUCAAGCUGUAGUCGCAGUAAAUUACAGAAAAUUUAAGGCAGGCUUGUCUAAUUACAAAAUACGAUGAACGUGCUUAACAGAUCACCCACCACCCUUAUUAUUAGACUUCGGACUGAUCUCACACGUUCGACGUUUUCGAAGUUGGAAGUCUCCCUGAGCAAGAUUUAUCUUCUCCGUGUUCUCGGUUUUCCAAAAAUGAUUUGUCCCAAAUAAAAACUUGUGCUCUCGAUGUUCCCCAUAGACGUUUCAGAAGUCACAUUAGCAAGUUCUAGAAGUUUAGUACAAAACUUGAUGGCAUGACGUUGCUCCAAGUUCCGCUGUUCCAUUUUCAUAACACACAACAAAAACACAACUCCUCACAUGGAGCUUUCAAAAUUCAUGUGAUGGGUGUAAGGAGCUGAAACUCAGACUGAGCAUCUGGAAGGAAUGAACAGAUCGGUCUACACUAACAGAACAACAAAGUGUUGCCAAAUCGCUCGCUGUGUUGUUAGGCUCAUUACUUUUCUCACGAAAAUAUCUUUGUGUAUUAGUGUUUCUCGUUUUUGAAAUCUACCUUAUGCAAAACAAUAUUUAUUUUUAUUCACCGAGGCCGGUUUCGACACCUAUGUGUUAUCUUCUAUGCGUCAGAAUUAUUUCUAUGAAGUAUAAUACAAAAUUUAUACCCGUUUACCUAUUGUAGGUCUGAAAUUAUAGCAUGUGCAUUUUGUUUGUUUUGUUUUGAUUGCUCACCUGAAAGUUACAUGGAAAGUGAAAAUGCAUUUCUACAGAUCGGUUUUUGCGCCCUUUCUUGUCAUUUUGGCGGUAUGUCACUUUCAAAGUAGUCAUGAAGAAAGUUUGUAUAUUUUUGUGAGACACAGAAGAUGACACAUAGACCUCGAAAAAUGUCUGGGUGAAUAAAAAGAAAUUUUGCAUCAGGAGGAUAAAAAAGAAACAAGUUAUGUGUCGGAAAAACGGAAAAACGUCAAGAGAACUUUCGACCUGAGCAAGAUGUGUCUUUGUCUCCGAACUUACACUGUUGAAGUCUUCCACCUGUUACGUGUAUGCAGAGGAGGUAUACAGAAAAAUCCUAGGUAUUGGUGGGUCACUUUUUAUACACAUUUUCGUGGUCAUGUUAUAGGUUUUCAUCUCAAUUUCGAUUAGAAUGGAAACCCAGUUUACAUUUGCUAAAGAAAAAAAAGCCCAAGGAAUAAAUAAUUAUUGUUUCAAUGUUCAUGAAAUAGGGUAACCACAUAUUCAAAUGUUUUCUGUCGCUCAACUGAUUAUUGACGAAUGUUUUACUCCCUGCUACGCAAAGAAAGGCCAACGCAUUCAGAGCUGCUGUGGUACUGGUGAUGGAGAUUCUUCAGUGUUCUGGUGAUAACUUAUUAAAUGCCGUUCACACAUAUCGGGACAGCUCUAUGAUUACCAUUCCAACAAGCUAUUAAUCUCAGCAGGUCAAUAGUCGGUUUAUGUCGACGCAUUUCUGUGUAGAAGUGUAGGAUUGAGAACUGAAGCCUAACAGCUCUGUAGCAUCAUCAUGAAUAUCUUUAUCUUUUUACUUUUAUGCACUUGGCCGCCUCCCUUCAUUUCAUUCCGUACGAACUAAGCGUGAGAUGUCAACUGUAUUUGACUUAAAAUCAACAGAGUGAGUAAUUGUGACAGUGAAGUGAAACUUUCGUAUUACAAAGAGAGAGAAAAUUGAAACAAGAUACUGCAUUACCUUUUCUUAACCUUUUACAAAAAAAAAGUCUACACUAAAGAUGUAUCAGCACCGGCUUAAGGGAUCUAGACUUCAUCCAGCGAUAUUCCAAACUGACGUGUACUCCAAAAAUCACCGAAAGCUUCGAUGAACGCCUAUUGUGCAGCAAAGACGGAAUUGCAUCCUACCUGGGAUGGUUAUGUAACGUUACAUGAACAGUCUUGAAUCUAGACUUAUAUACCACGUUGUUGUGCUACGUCCGAUCAAACUUACUACUUAGGCCAGAUUAAUUCUCGAUCCGUAAGUGUAGUCCUGCGAAUUUAGUUGAAGGCUUUUUGUUGAUAUUCGAAAGUAAAAGACAUCUAAAACCAUACUGUAACCGGAGUGGUGGUGCUGCAGGAUAGCCUUUGUGCAAUUAAGUAUUUGAGAAAAGAAACGGACUUCUCCGUUGAACUUGUUCCUGAAAUAUGACGGGAUAGCUCAGAUGGUUCGGAAUUACCUGAGACAGGCAAAAAUAAACCUUCUGUUCAGGAAAACCAAUAUUUUACUGAGAGUCAGUGCUUAAAAUUGACAAUAGUAACGAUGAAAGUAGAGAAAGAAGGAAACAGGAUAUCAAACGUAGUGACACAUUUUAAUCGAAGAGUGAGCGGUAAAAGUGAAAUAGAGAACACAGCUUACUGAGACGGAACUAUUAGUUACGGCAAACGUCACCUAAUGAAAAAUGUAGCUCCAGUGGACUCUGACGGAGACUGAUAUUCGGUUUCCUGAUAUUGAAGCAAUAAUCAGUGUUGAAAUAAAAUUUUUGUUUUCAUUUGCCUAUGAACUCUGUGAAGCGCUGAAGUGUAUAUAUACUACAUUUGCUGUGACAUGUACGUGUGUCCCAAAUUUGUUGGUCUAGUGUUGUCGAAAACUGGAAAUGGCUGUUAAAUUCAUUACCUUUUUCCCCAUAUGGAAAGUUGGAACUGAGAAAAACCAAAUGAAAUUUGAUCUAGCUUUACAUGACAUGUACAUAUGGAACGUUUAAUAUUUAUUCUUUAACAAUGGUUUCAGCCUGUCAGCGAGACAACCACAAUUAAUCAUUUUAGAGUCAACUGUUUCAGCCAUUUUCAGUUUUGCUGUUGAGAACUUAACACUGAAAUGCUAAUAGAAUGAGACAAAGUUUUCCACAUUUUCCGAUAAAGAGAACCACGUUCUCACCGAUUUCGGAAGCACGAUGUUACGUAUGUUUUCCAUUGUAGCCCAAUAAUUUAAGACCUACUUCUCGGCACAACGGCUGUCUAGCUCCCAUACUAUUCUGUAAAGUCGAUAGAGUAAUUGUCCAUAACAAUUUAACAAGACUCUGUAAUGUGAAUAUCAGUUCACUGUAAAUGAAUCGUAUUUAUGUUGUGUUAUUAAGACAGUAAUAUUUAUUUGCUAAUCGA